Messenger RNA from Megalobrama amblycephala (Wuchang bream), 2064 nucleotides. RefSeq names its product olfactory receptor 1020-like. NCBI's taxonomy places the organism in Eukaryota, Metazoa, Chordata, Actinopteri, Cypriniformes, Xenocyprididae. The coding region runs from base 327 to 1313 and encodes 328 amino acids. Gene Ontology annotation, biological process: G protein-coupled receptor signaling pathway. The record is from RefSeq and is a predicted model, not a curated record. Gene Ontology annotation, cellular component: membrane. Gene Ontology annotation, molecular function: G protein-coupled receptor activity; olfactory receptor activity. The transcript has 2 exons.
GAAAAGGCAACAUCCAUCCAAACUACUGACCAAAGCAUUUACAACAACAUACACGUAUUACAUCAUUGUGUGAUUGGAAGGCUCUCAAGAGGUGAAACAGAACAUAUAUUUGGAUCGUUGAUGCAGUUAUCCAGUGAUCUUUGUGGAAUGAAAGAAUAAGGACAAGCUUUGACUAGUGAGGAUUUCAAAGCAAUUUAUAAGUAGUCAGACAGUCAGUCAUUGUUUGCUUUGGCUCUAAAACUUUGUUCUGUUUCAAAUGUUAUGCAGUAUUUGUAUUAUGCAAAUGUUUAUUUAGCUUGAACAAAACACCACAUGCAAAAACUGCCAUGAGUUCUUUAAAUGCAAGCUUUUCACAGAAUAUUUCCAUUGUCCAACCUGAAUACUUUUUCAUCAUUGGGCUUACAGGUAUACCAUACAGCAACUAUUACUAUAUAUUCUUAUUUAUCAUUUAUUUUAUAACUGUAAUUGGGAACUCUACAGUCCUCCUCAUUAUAGCUCUUGACCGAAGCUUGCACAGUCCAAAGUACAUUGGUGUGUUUAACUUGGCCUUGGCUGAUAUUUGUGAAACUAAUGCACUGAUUCCUAACAUGAUGAAAACUUUUCUGUUUGAUUCACAGUACAUCUCCUUCAAUGCUUGUUUGGCAAACAUGUUUUUUUUGUUUCUCUUUAGUGCCAUGCAGAGUCUGACUCUUGUUGUUAUGGCAUAUGAUCGUUUAAUUGCAAUUUGUUUGCCAUUGAGAUAUCAUGUUUUUGUGAACAAUACCAAUAUGUGUUUACUUUUCUUAGCAAUUUUUUUAUUUAAUUUUUUCAUUGUGGCCAUGAUGGUGUCUUUGAUCACUCGAAUUUCAUUCUGUAAAACCAAUGUAAUACAGAGUUAUUUUUGUGACCAUGGACCGAUGUAUAGGUUGGCAUGUAAUGACAAUAGCAUUAAUAAGAUUAUGGGACUUCUCUACACAUCUUUAUACCUUAUAGCACCAUUGCUCAUUAUAAUCCUGUCAUAUCUGUGCAUUUUUUAUGUUGUAAGCAAAAUUGCAACUUGGGAAGGACGUUUUAAAGCACUGAAGACCUGUGUUUCGCACCUGUUGUUAGUAGGAAUAUAUUUCAUCCCAAUAUUCUUCACAUACAUUAAUUCUUUUUGGGUCUUAUUGCUUUAUAGCACUCCAAAUUCUAGAAUCAUCAGCACAUCUCUGGCAUAUGCUGUUCCAGCAAUGCUAAAUCCCAUAAUUUAUGUUUUAAACACUGCUGAAAUCAGAGACAAAAUUCGAAAAGUGCUUAAAAACAGAUCUGCACCAACUGGAAUUAUUUCAAAAUGAAUAAAAUGUGCAUUCAUUAAUUCUUUUAAUCAUUAGAAAUUAUGUGAACAAUCUCUAUGUAUACAACCAUAUAGUAGUGAUAUGCUAUUUAUUUAUCUGUCCUAUAUUUAUUAAUCCAAAUCCAAAUGAUUUCAAAUGUCUGUCCUGCAUAUAUUCUUAGUUACUGAUCUCAAGACAAAAAAAAAAAAAAAAAUAGUAAAAAAAAUCACCAGCAAAUUAAAUGAAUGUCAGGGUUAUACUUCUGUUCCUGGGGUGUGUUUCCCGAAAACAUUGUUAGCCAACUAUGGUCAUAAGUCAUAUUGAACUCUAUUGGUAACAACGGAACUUGCGACCAUAGUUUGCUUUGAGAAACGCACCCCUGUUUAGUUUCAGUGUUUUGGUUCAGUCCUUCAGUUCUUUGUUCACUGUCAUUUGUUCUCUAGUUAAUCUCCUAAGUAGUAUAUUAGUAUAUAACACCUGUCCUGUUUCUAUGUUUAUUAUCUCUGUUCGUAUAUAAGACCUCAGUUCAUUCUGUUGUUUUUUCCGUGACAUUGUUUUGUUGGUUGUUAGCUCCCUGUGAUUGCUCCUGUGUGUAUUAUUGGAUUAAAGACUGUUACCUGUUGAAUAAUUUGUUUUUGUGCAAUUAUUACUGCAACUAAGCUGUGAGGAUGACUUUUUGUAAACAAUUAUUACUAUGUUUUAUGCAAAACCAUUUGAUGACACACUAUCUAAAUAAAAUAUUUGAUUCUAAUGUACAGUGGCCUCCACAAAU